AUGAUUUUUUUUUUAAAUAUCUAUUUUUUUAAAAAUAUCUAUUUUUUAAAUAUCUAUCUAUCUUUCUUUCUUUCUUUCUUUUUAGUCUACCUCCCAAUAGUUCUUUCUUUCUUUUUUUCUCGUUCUUUCUUUCUGAUUAGUCUACCUCCCAAUAAUUCUUUCUUUCUUUCUUUCUUAAUCCUAUUUCUCUACCUCCCAAUAAUUCUUUCUUUCUUUCUUUUUUUCUUUCUUUUUUUUUUUUUUUUCCCUUCUGUGUUAUUCUUUUUUGUCGUUUCUAUUUUUAAAAUUUUUUUUAAAAUUUUUUCUUUCUUUCUUUUCUUUCUUUUCUUUCUUUCUUUCUUUUCCGUUUCUAUUUCCCUCCCAAUCGUAUUUUAUCUCUUUCUUUCUUUCUUUCUUUCUUUCUUUCUUUCUUUCUUUCUUUCUCCUUCUCUGUUAAUCCUAUUUUGUUUUUCCUUUCCAUUCACCUUAUCAUUUUCUCUUUACUAUCUUUCUUUUUAUUUUUUAAAAUUUCUACUUUAUUCUUUCUUUCUUUCUUUUUUUUUUUCCACUUACCCUUUCCGUAUUUUCUUUUUUUUUUUGUUUCUUAAAUGCUGUCCUUAUGACAAAUGCGCCGAACGCCAAAGAAUCAUUACGAUGGAUCUAGCACCGUCCUUCUUGACCGCCAUUUCUCCGUUGAUUUCCUUACUUUCUGACCAUAUUUCUCGUCUAUUUACAAAUCUCGCUUGCAUCUCGCCUGUCAUCUCGACUAACUCGUUCUUCCUUUUUCUUUCUUUUUCUCCAUUUCUUUCUUAUUUUCCUACUUCGUUUCUUUCUUUCUUUCUUUCUUUCUUUCUUUCUUUCUUUCUUUCUUUCUUUCUUUCUUUCUUUUUUUCCCCUUCUGUGUUAAUCCUAUUUUGUCGUUUCUUUCGAUUUACCUCAUCCUUUUAUAUGAUCACCCUCCCCAAAUCUUUCUAUCAUCUAUCAUUGUUUCUAGAAGAUUUUCUUUCUUUCUUUGUGUUUUAUUUCUUUUUCUUUUAUUUGUCAUUCUUUCAUUUUAAAAAUUGUUUUUUUUUUGUUUUUUUUUUUAUAUCUCUUUAUUAUUUUUAUUUCUUCGCGAUUGGUUCCUUUUCGUUUUUCAUUCCUUUCUUUCCUCUUUCAUUUAUUUUUCGGUUGUAUUAUUUCUAUCAACCUUCGUCCAUUUAUUACCUUUUUCUUUCAUUUCGUUCUUAUUUUUUUUUCAUGUUGUUUCUUUUCCUUCAUUUCUUCCCUUUUUUAUUCAAUUCUUUCAUUUUUUCGCCCAUUCCUAUAUUUUAUCUUUCAUUCAUUUCUUUCAUUCUGUUAAUCUUUUAUUCAAUUUUUAUAUCUUUCUUUCAUUCCAUCCGUUUUUUUUUAUUCAUUUCUUGCGUUUUUGGUUCAUUUCCUUUCUCGUCCAUUUCAUUCAUAUUUGUUUCAAAGAUUUCGUUUUUCUUUUUUUUUCUUUAUUUUGUUCGUCUUUCUUUCGUUUAUUUCAUUUUUCGAUCAUUUCCUAAAAUUCUUUGGUCUUUCGUCUAUUUUUCCUUUUUUGUUCAUUUCUCUCGUUUUUCGAUCAUUUCUUUCAUUUUUAUUUUUCUUCCUCGUUUAUUUCUUUCUUCUUUCAGUCAUUUUGUUCGUCUUUCAUUUGCUUCGUUUUUCGUUCACUUCUUUGGCUUUUUAGUCAUUUCUUACACCUUCCAUUCCUUUUCUUUCUUUCUUUCUUUCUUUUUUUUUGUUGCUUUUCUUUCAUUUCUUUCACUUGUGAUUUUCGUCUACUGUUCUGCAUUUUUCUUUUCUUUUCUCUCUUGA
Acanthosepion pharaonis is the source of this 1800-nucleotide messenger RNA. Lineage: Eukaryota; Metazoa; Mollusca; Cephalopoda; Sepiida; Sepiidae. The record is from the annotation of a GenBank genome assembly.